GAGCGUAAAAAUUUUUGUGAAAAACGUAUAUUCAAGAAAAUGAAGUUAAGGGUUCGAAGUAAAGAUAAAGUUCAUAUGAUUAAUGACUUAACUCCUACUUCAACCAUAUUUGAAUUAAAAAGCGCAAUUCAUGCACUAAGUGGAAUCAGCCCUCUUCGACAAGAACUCAAGAUAGGAUAUCCACCACGCGUCUGUGGUGCAAAAGACGACGAAAUUUUAUCUUCCGCUGGAAUUCAAAAUGGAGACCAAAUUAUUCUUGACGAGAAUGCCUUCCCAGAAAUAAUUAGUCAACCUGUUAGUCAACCUGUUGAUAAUGUUACUGGUUCUUUGAAAGCGGAAAGUAUAUCGGUUCCUGUAGAAAAUGGGUUUGUCGUUUUAAGAGAAAUGGAAGAUGAUAAUUCAUGCUUGUUUCGUGCAAUCGAAGAUCCGGAGACCUAUUCUGAUGUGGUCCUUGGUAGAUCACGAGAUGAUUAUUGCGAAUGGAUUGCAAAGAAAAAUAGCUGGGGAGGGGCUAUUGAACUUUCAAUUUUUGCAUCUUAUUACAAAGUUGAAAUUCGUAGUGUCGAUGUUAAGUCUGGAAGAAUUGAUCGAUAUGAUUAUGAUUCGGUCGCUCUAACUCCAAUGAUUGGUGCUGAUCAAGAAUACGAUCAAACAGUUUUUGAUUCAUCAGAUGAACCCAUUUUGGGAGCAGUAAUGGGAGUUGCCGAAAAAAUGAAACAG
Molecule: messenger RNA, 720 nt
Organism: Dentiscutata erythropus
Lineage: Eukaryota; Fungi; Glomeromycota; Glomeromycetes; Diversisporales; Gigasporaceae
Source: the annotation of a GenBank genome assembly